AUGCUUGGUGGCUGGUAUCGCUGGACAAUCUGGGUGAUUUUGCUGGCGAGCAGUGCCGAGAUCUUUUACCACGGAGACAGCACAGCAUCGACGAGCACGCCGACAAAGGACGCGGGCGAGGUUUGUGUUGAAACGCUGGUUGAAGGGGCACGGACAAGUGUCCCCAUCGAGGUUACAGCACGCGACGAUGGCGCAACAAGGCCAAGGAUGGUGGUGCCCGUCGUGCCGCAGGACGGUCAAGAAGGAUGCCAACUUCUGCCCAGGGUGUGGGCAGAGCUGGCAGAAAGCAGCCAACACGGCCCGAGAGCCCUACACGGCCGCAGUGGUGGGACCACCCAGCAGACGAAGACCAAAGAGGAGCAGACUUGGGUGGCACCCACAGUGGACGACCUACCUGCCCCACCGGCGCCUCCCACCAUCUCAGGGCCCAAGAGGCCUUCGGCGGAUGCUGGAGCGCAGCCCGAGAAAAGCCAGCUCGACACAUUGGUGCGGUUGUUGGCUGGCUCCUCAGCUGCCCUCCCCGAGGCAGCCCAGCAGAUCCUAGCGGAGGUGCAGCAGAACAGCGCACAGGCGGCCACUCGAGGACGACACCGAGCGGUCGCAGAUCAAGCCAAGGCUCGAGCAGCCCUGGCGAAGGUGCAGAACAGCCGCGCCAGCUACCUUCAGGCGUGGUCCGAGUAUAUGUCGCGCCUCACUGGACUUGUCGAAAAGCAGGUCCAGGAACAAGGACGCAUCAUGGAGGAGCUGGACGCGGCGGAAAUACAGUGGACCGGAGCGGAGAGGCAUGCCACACAGCAGCUUGCCAAGCUCGCGGCCACCGGCGAGAAGGAAGCAGAAGAGGAGGACAACAACUCCGAGGAGAUGGUGGACAGCGCUAUCGAGCAGGAGGCAAAGCUGAAGGCAGCCUCUUCAGAACGACAAGCGGCAACCACCAAGGUCCUGAGUGUCUUGACCACCCUCAGCCAGACAGCGGCAGAGCAGGCGCAGGAGCACGCCCGCGAAGGCUCGAGGACACCACGGAGGGUACCUCACUUCGACCUCACCAAGGAGGAGCUCCCAGACGAGGCACCGCAAGAGGAUGGGGUUGGCAACAAGCCCAGAGGCUCGUUCAUAAGCCGACAGGUUAUGUGCGAGCCGAACAGCGAGCUGUGUGAUGGAAAGCACAGCAUCCAAUCUGACUGGAGUUAUGUGGGACCAUAUGCCAGUCAGUUCUUGGGUAUGAUGGACCGACUUCAGGUCCAAAUCACGGACAUCGGGCUUCCUGGUCACACAGUGUGGGAUGACCCGAGGAUCCAAGGCCAUGCCUUUCCGGUUUCAUCGGCAUAUGACAGAGCCGUUCAGCAGGUCCGAGCGGACCUGCGUGCAGAGCAUCCUCCUAUGGCUUCCGUGAAUGAGGGCUUUUCACGCAAGCGACAGGUCGGUUUUCCUGGCACCCCGGAUGUGGGCUGUUUCAAGGGAUACGGCUCAGCAGGAGAGGAUUGUGCGCCGUCCUUCCAUACUCCUGUGUACAUGGACAAAAACACAGUUGAGAGUGACGCGGAGGGUGCCAUCAGGUGGCGCAACCACCUUACGAGGCAGCUCCUUGCACAGGUCUGCCUUCCAGUGCAGGCCACCCUGCAUCUGUUGCCCUCGCCCUGUGCUGACGGCACCUGCCGCUCACAGGCCUCGCCACAACUGCCUUGCACUCAGGCCCCCACUCCAGGGCCGCCCAGCUCCUUUGCCACCAGUGAGCGGGAGGUUGUAACCCAAGGUGCCUCACCGGUGCUGGUGCCGGACAUGCCGCCAGGCCUGCUGGGGAAACAUGGGCCUGAAGGUAUUGCACUGGGCCGCACUGCACCUCCCUUUCGUGAUGCCCAGGUGUCCCAUGGCAGUCCUCCGCUGCCCAAGGUGAAAGGCCCUCAGGUCAAGUUCGCAUCUGAUAUCGCAGAGCUUCCGAUACCGGGAGUUCUCAACAUGACGUUGCCCUCGCGAUUUGUUGGGGCCGGACCUCUUAGUGAAUGGGGCCCGAAGCUGGCUACGCGGCAUGCGGCUGGAACCAUGCCUAGUGAAAUCUCAUACAUGAGAGCCACCCACGUCCGUGUUCUCCCCUCCGACCUGGAUGGGCCUGCCCUCUACCUGCCUAUGGCUAGAAUGGUUGCUACCUUAAGGCCAGAAGUUGAUGACUCAGGCAGGGGGCGGUACACUGUUUUUGAGCCAGGGCAGCGGCCAAGGGUACGCACAUGCGGUGAUGAUUGGCGCCUCAGUGACUUCGCGGCGGAUGCUGCAGGAUCAUCCACACAAACCGUGCGCACGCUCCAAUUUGUGACAAAUCCCAUAGGCGGCUUACCGCGCCCUCAAGUGACGCUGACACCGGCCAGUGCUCCUCUACAGGCUCUCGCGGUGCCCUUUGAUCUUCGGGACUUGGCCCUUAAUGUGGUGACUGCGGUUAUCACAAACCAAGCGCUUAUGGAUGAUCUGCCUGGCCUCUUGGCGGCUGGAGCGCCCAUUCCGCGGCUUGUCACCUUUCCACAGGGCCCGCCGCGUGCCAUCCGCGAUUCUGCAGGGCGUCGACAUGCGCACUUCAGGGUGCCUCUUGUUGACUUGGAGUGGGCUGUGGUGCUUUUUGAUGAACCUGAUGCUGACCCAGCAGUGCGCCCCGAGCAGCAUUUCGAUGCAUUGUGUGCCCUGAGGGCGGAUGCUCCCUCGUUGCUUGGACGGGCCCGACACCUGCAGCCCACUUUCCACCCUCCCGCUUUCGAGUGUCGGCCCGCUUACAUCUUCGAGGACGGCUGUGCCAUUCGUGAUUCCCUCCAGUUCUCGCUUGUGCGAGGGAACGGUCCGUAUGGACAACAGCGUUUUCAGUACACCCUGUUUGCAUGGCACAGCAGGCCCAAAAAGCUGUUGGCGGACCCGGAAUGGACGCUUACUGAUUUGGCAGUUUUUGCUGAAGCAUCGCAUGAUGAAUCGUUGCGUGUCAUGCACGCCCUCCAAUGCCCCAUGCCUGGUAUAGCCACCCCACAGCUGGUUGCGACUUCUCUGGACGUUGUUGAUCCGUGGAGGAUCAUUCCGGUGGACCUGAGGCCCAUUGGAGGUGAUAUCUUCUGUCCGCCCGUCGGGCCCGACAUGCCGGUUGAUGAAGUCUUUGCGCGCAUUCGGGAUGGGAACCCUUCAACAGAUGAGCCUUUUUUUUCGACUAGGUCAGAGCUGCCUGGCACGGAUAUCCUGCGGACAAGCCACUAG
Symbiodinium sp. CCMP2456 is the source of this 3219-nucleotide messenger RNA. The record is from the annotation of a GenBank genome assembly. Lineage: Eukaryota; Dinophyceae; Suessiales; Symbiodiniaceae.